This is a messenger RNA of Monoraphidium neglectum, 561 nucleotides long. Its product is annotated as glutathione S-transferase. Bases 1 to 561 code for a protein of 186 amino acids. The record is from RefSeq and is a predicted model, not a curated record. The transcript is spliced from 7 exons. Lineage: Eukaryota; Viridiplantae; Chlorophyta; Chlorophyceae; Sphaeropleales; Selenastraceae.
AUGGCCCGGCAACAUCUCCCCCUCCCCCCAACAAAAGGGUACCUUCAUGAGCUGGGUGUGCAGGCGGAGGAGGUGAUCCUGGACUUCAAGGCCAGGGAGCACAAGGCCCCGGGGUACACCGACAAGUUCCCGUUUGGCACAGUGCCGGCACUUGAGGACGGGCAUCUGAGUCUGUUUGAGAGCGGCGCCAUCCUGCUGUACCUGGCGGAGCGCUUCCCCCAGGCCUCGGGCGUGACCACCACGGAGCAGCGCGCGCUGGCGGCGCAGUGGGUGCUGUUCGCCAACGCGACGCUGGCGCCGGUAGUGUUCACAGAGUCGGUCAGGGACGCCGACAUGCCCAAGGUGCUUGGCACCCUGGACAAGGUGCUGGCCGGGAGGGACUACCUGGAGGGCGGCAAGUUCGGCGUGGCGGAUGUGGCUGUGGGCUCUUACCUGACCUACAUCCCUGAGUGCCUGCCCCACGUGGACCUGUCGCCCUGGCCAAACGUGAUUGCAUACAUCAACAGGGUGUCAGAGCGCCCAGCUUUUCAGGCCACACUGGGGCCGCCGUGGGCCGAGUGA